CUCCACCUCCUAUCUCAACCUGGCAACUCCAAGUUCCUUCCUUUUCCAACCAAGAAGGCAACAAUGGCUUCCUUAGCAACACUAGCCGCCGUUCAGCCGGUUGCCGUAAAGGGUCUUGGUGGAAGCUCCCUUGCCGGGACCAAGCUGCCUCUCAGGCCCUCUCGCCAGACCUUGACGCCCAAGAACUUCAAGGCUGGUGCUGUGGUGGCUAAGUAUGGUGACAAAAGCGUUUACUUUAAUUUAGAGGACUUGGGUAACACUACUGGACAGUGGGAUUUGUAUGGAUCUGAUGCUCCUUCACCUUACAAUUCUCUUCAGAGCAAAUUCUUUGAGACCUUUGCUGCUCCAUUCACCAAGAGAGGACUCUUGCUCAAGUUCUUGCUACUUGGUGGUGGUUCCACUUUAGCUUAUUUCAGUGCCACUGCCCCAGAUGACGUUCUUCCAAUCAAGAAAGGACCUCAACUUCCACCCAAACUCGGGCCGCGUGGCAAGAUCUAAUUCGCUUUCGAAUCGGGUUUCUGUUGUAUGUAAAUUUUCUCUCUUAACUCUCCUACCAGCUAUGUUUCAAAGAUACCAUUUGGGAGUGUUAUUUGAGCCAUUGUUAUUAUGUGAUCAAUGUGGUUUUGCCA
This is a messenger RNA of Cucurbita pepo subsp. pepo (vegetable marrow), 629 nucleotides long. RefSeq names its product photosystem I reaction center subunit VI, chloroplastic. Lineage: Eukaryota; Viridiplantae; Streptophyta; Magnoliopsida; Cucurbitales; Cucurbitaceae. The record is from RefSeq and is a predicted model, not a curated record. Gene Ontology annotation, cellular component: photosystem I reaction center; chloroplast thylakoid membrane; photosystem I. Gene Ontology annotation, biological process: photosynthesis.